Seminavis robusta is the source of this 1149-nucleotide messenger RNA. NCBI's taxonomy places the organism in Eukaryota, Bacillariophyta, Bacillariophyceae, Naviculales, Naviculaceae. The record is from the annotation of a GenBank genome assembly.
AUGAUGAUCUCCCAACGAAAGCUCUCGGUAUUAUUGGUUCUGUUGCAAGCCCAUUUGCGAUUGGCAUUCACUCCGCCAAGAGGCCACCGAUUACGUGAUUUCAGCAGGGAUCGGUUCUUUGCCGUGGAGCAUAUCCUACCGCCAUUGGCCUCCAUUGCUGCUACCCCUCGUCCUCGACACCGAACGACCCUUAGCAGGAAUGGUACCAUGCACACUGGUACUGCCAUCCUUGGUGGACACCGUAAUAAUGGUACCGACUUUGGCAGCAGCAGACAAGAUACCAUCCACCGGCAGCACAUACAGCACUACAUUAGCGAUCAUGACGACAAAGACGCUUUGCCCGUCCUCUACACCAAUGAUCCUAAAGUACUCAACCGCUGGUUGGCAGACAAUAUCCCAAUGGAACCUUGCGUCAUUGGAUUUGACACAGAGUCCGUCCCUGAUGUGCCAUGGAUACACAGUGACUUCAAAAUGCGCCCCGUCACUAUUCAAUUGUCCACCUGCACUGCCAGCGUUGUCAUACCACUGGUGCAAAACAAUCGAUAUUGCCGUGCGUGUAUUCCUCUUUUGGAAACUGUACUCGAGGAUGAAACCAUUAUCAAAUCGGGGGCGGGAAUUGACGAUGAUCUUGUCGAUCUCAAGUGCCAAGUACCUGGAUUCAAAGGGCUCCAGGCACGUUCCAGGUUUGAUGUCGGAUUGCUCGGAGUAGCCAAGGACCGAAGAUUAGGAUUGAAAGCUUUGACCAGGAUUCUGCUCCAACGGAACUUGGAAAAACCAAAACGUCUUACCGUCAGCGACUGGUCGCAGAGUCCACUGAGUGAUGAUCAAAUUGCCUAUGCAGCCCGAGAUGCAUGGUGUGGAGCUGCCGUGUUGGAGGAGUUGCAGCGAUUGGAUUCAGAGACAUUCCAGACAGAUGCGCUGAUUGAUUUGUUAAGAUCACAACCACCCUUGCAUAGACUCGCGAAAAACCGCAAACAACGACAAUCGGCCAAGAAACAGCUCAAAUCGUACCACCAUGGACGAAACCAUACCAAUCAGCAUUUGCCGCACCAAGUUCAACAACAAGUCUCACAACUUCAGCAGGUACUCAAGGAGACUCAGGUUGAUUUGACCAUUGUAGAACCUUUACGUUGUAUUGCGGAUGAAUGA